UAGUCUGGCAUAGCCUGGCAUAGCCUGGCAUAGCCUGGCAUAGCCUGGCAUAGCCUGGCAUAGGUAUCUUGAUUGAUUAUUGUUACUUGAGUAUUGGCGGACUUAGCUCAUUUAGUGUAGGUCGCUGCAAGACUUAUCCAUAUCGGUCUCCCAAUGUCUCUCCCCGUCUCAGCCGCGGGUCAUCAUUGGAGCAUACUACAUGCACAUUCAUCAAUGCUUGUUCUGGUCGCUGGUCUCUCGUGACCGCUAUUGUACAGUACUAUACCAGACUUUGUAAUGGAAAUCCAAUGGUGGUUUUAAUUAGCUUUUUUUUUUCUCAUUAAUUUGGACCCGGCACAGCUCGCAUGCGAGAUACCAUUCCUAUUCAGAAAACCAUGCCUCCUCCCCCUUUGUUGAGUCAGCAGUCGCCAUUGGUACCACAGCGCCAGAAUUAUCAUCAGCAACAGCGUUCUGCUCGUUCGCUGACCCGACACCCAGCACCAGAGGCUUUGUCUGUGAGCAGUGCCUUGGCCCCAUCGUCGGCAAACAACGAUCUGUCCAACCCCCCUUCUGCCUCCUCAGCCACCACGAGUUUCCAGAUCGAUUGGUCUUCCGAUGGUGGCCCCUCGUCUGCCGCGUCUGCUCAUCGCCGUCCCGAAGAUAUCGAGAUGGAUACAAUAGCGCCGACCAGCCAUCGCCGCCGCCGCAGUACACUGAGCGCUGGUCUGAACGCGUCUGUUUCGCCAAAUGCAAGGACGGGGAGACCACGUGCCACCAGCAUCAAGAAUACAGGCGAUGUGGAGCCCAAGAUAUCAGAGGAGGACGCGGCAGCCUACAUUGCGAGACCGAAUGCUCGAGACGACGACUCUCUCUCGGACGAGGAUUUACACGAUGACGAAGAGACUGGGUUGACUAGCAAGGAUAAACGACGAAAGCAAGACAAGCGACGGCGGAAUACCAGGUUGGACCAGAGAAUAGCACGCGAUAAUCUAACCGACGAGGAGCGCAAACAAGCAGACCAGAAUGUCAUCAGGAGGUUAGCCAUCAAUGCUGUCCUGAUAGGGCUCUGGUAUAUAUUCUCAUUAUCCAUUUCUCUGUAUAACAAGUGGAUGUUCGAUUCCGGCCAGCUAAAUUUCCCUUUUCCUCUAUUUACAACUUCGAUGCACAUGCUCGUGCAGUUUUCCUUAGCCAGCUUAGUCUUAUACUUUAUACCUUCACUACGGCCGAACAAUGCGCCUCGCAGUUCUGAUCUGGGCCGCUCAAGGCACGAAUCUGAGCCCGAGCGACCCAUCAUGACCAAACUUUUCUACUUAACCAGGAUAGGACCAUGCGGGGCAGCUACAGGUCUCGAUAUUGGUCUGGGAAACACGUCGUUGAAGUUUAUAACGCUUACAUUUUAUACCAUGUGCAAGUCAUCGGCGUUGGCCUUCGUUCUUCUUUUCGCUUUUGUUUUUCGCCUAGAAACACCAACAUGGCGUCUAGUAGGAAUCAUUGCGACAAUGACGGCAGGCGUGAUUAUGAUGGUUGCAGGGGAGGUCGAAUUUCACCUCGGUGGCUUUGUCCUCAUUAUCUCCUCGGCCUUCUUCUCAGGCUUUCGCUGGGGUUUAACGCAGAUCCUGCUGUUAAGGCAUCCCGCUACUUCGAACCCCUUUUCUAGCAUAUUUUUCCUGACACCCAUCAUGUUUGCGACGCUACUUUUUAUUGCGUUGCCCGUAGAAGGCUUUUUGAAUUUCUGGAAUGCUUUCCAGACGCUCAGCGCGGAGUGGGGCUUUCUGAAGGCGCCGUUGCUGCUUUUGUUCCCUGGAACGAUUGCUUUCCUCAUGACGGCCAGCGAAUUCGCUCUGCUGCAGCGAAGUAGCGUCGUCACCUUGUCGAUCGCUGGUAUCUUCAAAGAGGUCGUCACCAUUAUUGUCGCGGCCUUGGUGUUCGAUGACAAGCUCACGCCCAUUAAUAUUUCUGGACUUCUAGUUACACUUAUCGCUAUCAUAGCGUACAAUUACAUCAAAUUGACGAAGAUGCGACGAGAGGCGCAGAUAGACGCUCACAGCAAAAGCUAUCAGCAGGAGCACUCCGACUCGUCCACUGAACGUGGGGACGAUGCCGAUGAUGAAGAUGCCAUGUUGUUAACACACGAGGAGGAUAGUGAUGUGGAAGGGAACCACGUAACUAUUGACGGCGAUCUGAUGCCGAGAUCAAAAACUCCAAGAUCACAAGAGGAUGGCCGACAGAGCCGGAUGGAUCGCCAGCGCAACGAUUGAGAUUCGACAUGAGUAUAUUCUUUUUCAUCUCGGUGUUGUUAUAUAGGGCAUUUUCACGGGAUAUGUAGCAUGUAUAUUGCCUUCUGUCGAUCACAGUUGGAUCGAUAUCUUUUUUUUUUCAUUGUCUGGUCUAUCACUUUUCAUGGUCAUCUAGAAUCACGCAGCAUUGGGUGGCUAAAGCGCCUACGGGGCAUCACUUUUAUUUGUUGGAAAUACCCAAUUCCCCGAAACACAACAUUUGGGAGAAAAAAAUGGUUUAGAAGGUGGGGGUAACAACACUAGAGCCUUAGGAUCGACUGCCUCUGAAUCGCGAAUUUCGUGGCAAUGGAGAGAGUAUGUGUUCAUAUAUGUGUGUGGUCAGGAAAAUGAGACUCUCGAAGGAAAGAGAAGGAAGGGAUAGCCCGGUCAGCGGGUUUGUAAUAUACAAGUAUACGAGCUAAGUAGAGAUAUUCUCCCCUGUAGGAUAGGUAGCUCUGCAAUCAUAUUACGUUGGGCGUCGUUGAGGGCAAAGGGCCUUCGAGUUGAUGCACUACCAGUAUAUAUAUAUUAAGCAUAUAUAAGUGUGAA
Messenger RNA from Xylaria bambusicola, 2804 nucleotides. Its product is annotated as triose-phosphate transporter family-domain-containing protein. Gene Ontology annotation, biological process: UDP-glucose transmembrane transport. Bases 345 to 2237 code for a protein of 630 amino acids. Gene Ontology annotation, molecular function: antiporter activity. The record is from RefSeq and is a predicted model, not a curated record. NCBI's taxonomy places the organism in Eukaryota, Fungi, Ascomycota, Sordariomycetes, Xylariales, Xylariaceae. The transcript is spliced from 4 exons. Gene Ontology annotation, cellular component: cis-Golgi network; endoplasmic reticulum-Golgi intermediate compartment; Golgi apparatus.